This is a messenger RNA of Prunus dulcis (almond), 1029 nucleotides long. RefSeq lists its product as uncharacterized. Lineage: Eukaryota; Viridiplantae; Streptophyta; Magnoliopsida; Rosales; Rosaceae. The record is from RefSeq and is a predicted model, not a curated record. The transcript is spliced from 3 exons. Bases 113 to 697 code for a protein of 194 amino acids.
GCCAAACGCACCGCAAAUAUUUCUCUUCCUGCAAAUCUAGAAGCCAAAAGUUCCUCUCUUUUUUCCUUUAUUUGGUCACAGAAAGCCAAUAGUUCCUCUCAGCUCUUCAUCAAUGGAAGAUCCCAACCCAGCCCAGCCCACAGUCACGCAAAUCGCGAACCCCCCAAACUCUGAAGAAGCUCUCGCUCCACAGCCUCCCCCGUCUUCUCUUCCUCCCAAGACCAAGAAGAGACCCCUUGACAAUGAUGCCCAUAUCUCCAACUCCAGCUACUUCAAGGUUCGCGCCGUCCUCAAGGAGAUUCGUCCUCAUUUUCUUGAGGUUCUCCGGACCCCUGACUUUCGAUUAUGCAAGGCGGCCAAUGACAUCCAAGAACAAGUGAAGCUUCUGAUGGAACUAUACAAACAGAUGACAGCAGAAGCAGUUUCCACAGCAAGAUGUAAGAAUGUGCCGGAAGGCCAGCCUUUAUCAGGUGAAAAGUCCCAAGAUACUAGAGCUUCUGGAAAACCAUCAGAAAAUAAAUUUCCGUCAGGUAUAUCCAGCGAGAAGGCUGAAGAUGGUCAAAUUCAAGGGACAUAUGUUGUUGGAGGUUCAGCUUUUGGCUGGAAUUUCAUCACCUUUUUAGGCAGUGACCCAGUCUACUGUGGGAUAACAAAGGAGUCAUUUCGAGCUAAUGGGAGCAAAGUAACAGUAACAUAAUCCUACUGUUCUAUGGUCUGGUUGAAGUACAUUAAGUAGGGAUAUAAAAUGCUCUCUGAUUCUUGCUAUCUCAAUGUUGCUUGAAUGGUAGGGCAAGCAGAGAUUCUUGAACCAUGCUCCAUGAUAUUAGUAUAAAAGGGAUACAUUGAUUAUUUGAUAAAUGGAAAUGGGUGUAAUGUUUUCAUUUGAAUGAGUUGUACACUAUGAUUCUUCAAAAGGGAUCAGCUAAGAUGAUGUAAUAUUCCGAUUUCUGAUAAGUUUGGCAUGUAAUUUUACACUUGAGAUUAAGAAUGAAAUUUGUGACAGUAAUCCCAGAAAGAUGGGUUGUUUGA